Molecule: messenger RNA, 417 nt
Organism: Peronospora matthiolae
Lineage: Eukaryota; Oomycota; Peronosporomycetes; Peronosporales; Peronosporaceae
Source: the annotation of a GenBank genome assembly
AUGCAGGGUCUUGCGGAUGGUCCCGUCAAGACUCACCUGUUCCGACUUGAACUAGAUUCACUAGAACAAGCCAUUUCCAUUGCGGAGCAGGAAGACUUCAGUCUGAGACAGGCUCGCGCCAGCUCGACAUCAUAUCGUCCACCGAGACGAUAUGACAGCGGAAGUCCAGAGCCGAUGGAACUCUGUUAUGUAGAGAGCGAGAAGGCUCGCUCUACAGGGUACAAGAAGAUGCAGAAAUGCAACAGAUGGCAGAAGACAGGACACUACGCUUACGAGUGUAGUGCCCCUCGUCCAGCGUCUCGCAACACUGGGCGUAGUGACCGUCCACCCAUGAGAAAGGGGCAGGGACGUGGGUCCUAUGUUGGUGCAAAGACGCAACAACGGGAUGGACCGUCAAAAAACGGACAGGAUCAGUAG